Molecule: messenger RNA, 1402 nt
Organism: Echinops telfairi (small Madagascar hedgehog)
Lineage: Eukaryota; Metazoa; Chordata; Mammalia; Afrosoricida; Tenrecidae
Gene: CCNP
Product: cyclin P
Exons: 5
Coding region: 707-1402 (231 amino acids)
Biological process (GO): regulation of cyclin-dependent protein serine/threonine kinase activity; mitotic cell cycle phase transition
Cellular component (GO): nucleus; cyclin-dependent protein kinase holoenzyme complex; centrosome
Molecular function (GO): cyclin-dependent protein serine/threonine kinase regulator activity
Source: RefSeq, a predicted model, not a curated record
AUGGGGCUGAGGGGUCAGAAAUGAGCUCGGAGGGGUUCCUGGGCAAUAAGAACAAAGACUGGCCUUGACCCUUAGGGACGGAAGAACCGUCAGACUAACGGGCAAAGGCAAGAUGUGAUGGGCAUUCGAUAGUCAGGCGGUACUAGUCCCGGCCCCGCAGCAUCUCCGCUCCAGGCCCGGCGUGGGGAGGGCACGGGCUUGCUCGUCUCCGAAUCCCACCGAAUCGAGUCGGUUCCGACAGAGACCCUUCGGGCUGGGUUAGAACUGCCCCCAGCCCGUUUCCAAACCGGUCGUCCUUGCAGGCCGUCGGCGCCAUCUUUCUCCCUGGAGCAGCUGAUGCCUUUUGAACCAGUGAUUGGUAUUACAGUCCGCAGCCCUUAACCACGGCGCCGCCUUUGCGAAGCGAUUCGUGGUUCCCACGCGGCCGCCUUGUGCAGGACACUCGUCUAACAACCUCACAAAGCCCUCGUGACACCUGUCCCCUUAAUUGGGGGAGAAAAAAAUCGGAUGUAUAGGAGGAAACGGGCCUGUGCCAGCUGGGACUUGGCCUUAGCCCUGUGGUCGCAGCUGGUUGAUCCGCACGUGGAGGGCGGGGCUUGUUUUUCAAUCACCUUCCCAAGUCGACCUGGCCCUGCUCCGCGCAUGCGCGCCCGUCGCGGGCCCCGCCCUCUAUUAGGAAGCGGUCGGGGCCACGCCAGUUUGGAGGAUGCUGGCUAGCAGAAGCCAGGGACCCACCACCGGGUCCCGGUCUCCCCGGACCCCAACUCCAGGCCUCUGUCCCUCGCGGAGCCCAGCUGUCUCCCAUGCUCCCAAACCUCCAAGGGGCGCACCCCCAGAGAGCGUCCCUGAGGCCACGUGUCUGCCCCUAGGGUGCCAGGCGAGGCCCCCGGGGAUGUGGGCACCGCCAGGCCUGGAAGCAGCCCUGGGCUUCCUUGGGUUGGAGGGAGAACGCGAGUAUGCCGGGGACAUCUUCGCAGAAGUCAUGGUGUGCCGGACGCCGCCCCGGAGCGCUCUGCCCCGCGCCGUGACCCCGGAGAUGCGCGCACUGGUGGUGGACUGGCUGGUCCAGGUGCACGAGUACCUGGGCCUGGAGGGGGACACCCUGUACCUGGCCGUGCAUCUGCUCGAUUCCUACCUGCACUCGGGCCGAGUGCGUCUGCACCGCCUGCAGCUCCUGGGGAUGGCGAGCCUGUUCGUGGCUUGCAAGGUGGAAGAGCGCGUGCUGCCCGAGCCCGCCUCCCUCUGCCUCCUGGGUGCCGGCUCCUUCUCGCCGGCGGAGCUGCUGCGCGCCGAGCGCCGCAUCCUGAGUCGCCUGGAUUUCCGCCUGCACCACCUGGGCCCGCUGCUGUGCCUGGGCCUGCUGGCUGCGCUGGCGCGGAGCAACCCACAGUGGGGACCGUAA